AUGGCCACCGAUAAAGCAUCAGAUUCGGAGGAAUCUUUGUUUGGCGCUACUGAAGUUGCUGGGAAAGUUCUGAAGCACCAUAUCUUCUGUGAACAAGAUAGUUCGCAUCACUUCUCCUCCAGCACUAGCACUAAUUGCUUUGAUCUUGCUUUAGAUAUCCUAGCCGAGCUUGAGAAAGAGCUGUUUGGCUGCGUGUUCAAGAACUGGAAGAAGGAGGUAAGAUUAAUGAAAACCUGUUUCCUGUAUGUCAAAAAGUGUAGGAGGAGGAGGAACCACGAAGCGCUUUUGGAGCAUGAUCACGAGGACAGGUGUAAUAUUAUGUCUGAAAAUUUGAGACGUAGUAUUAUUUGCUUCAGAAUUCAAGAUGUGGCUAUCAGUAUGAUUCAUGAUCUUCAGCCUGCUUAUUUUCAAUAUAUUCAAUCUGGUUAUCACUUAGAUAUUGACACCAUUAUAAGUGCGGUUACCAGAUGGUGGGAAAAGAUCAAAAUUUUUCUUGAGACGGAUCUCAAGAAAUCAUGCGCCGCCAUCUUCAUCGACUAUUACUCACCAGGAGAUCCACGACUAGUUAUGGAUCUUAUUAUGUGCCUUUUAGAGACUUUGGAUUGCGUUUUACGUGUUGGGGAGCUAAGGGAUACAAUUAGACACAGGCUAAAACUCUUAAGGAAUCUCAUUGGCUUUGUGACAAUGCAAGGUUUUGAAUGUGCACAACUGACAGAUCUCUUGACUCACACUGUUGUUGCAGCUGGACGCCUGAUUUCUAUAUGUCAGUUUGACUAUGAUGAAAAUCAAAUGGAAUCUGAAAUUUAUCAGCUGCAGCUGAUACACAAGAAGUUCAAUCUUCUUGAUCUCCAAGUCCGAGAAACUUUUGUCCAUGUCCUGACAGCUUCAAAGAAACAACCGAGAUCAUCAUAUGAUAAGAAUAAGGAUCCAGUGGUAGGCCAGUUUAUUGGUUCUCUCCGUGAUUAUCUUAUAGAUCUACUAGGAUCUUAUGCCAGUUUUCAGGUUCCAGUCAAGGAUCAAAUACUAAGACUCCAUGAGGAAAUAAGAUGCCUGGGUAUCCUUCUUAAACAGGAGGAGAAACUAGGUGAUGAAAUGAAGGAGCUUAUUGGAGCUGUGGUCUCUGAUGUAGCAAUUUUGACCUUCUCCCUUUCUGUCAAUGAAAUCAAAGAAGGCUUGCCUAAGGAAAUAGAUCUUGCGGUGUUUCAUUUGCACAAAGUUCUCAAAUAUAUGGUGGCAGAGGUUGGACACAAUUAUCCACUAAAAUCACCAUAUUCAUCAUUUAAUUAUCCUAGACCCAAUGAGUUGGGCUGUAUGGAUUCUUUCCUAGAAAAUCUCAAGGAACUAGCAAGGUGUGAUGAGGCUGAUGAUUCAAUUGGUUUUCAACAAGAUAGAAUCCAAAUGAUCCAAAAAGAUCUCGUAUUUUUAAGAUCUUUCCUAGAAAAUAUCAAGGAGCAGCGCUAUCAGAAUGGAAAACUUCAAGCUUUCUGGAGUCAUGUUAUGGAGGCUGCUUACAAGGCAGAGUUACUGAUUGACUUGGCACUUGUUGGUGAUAAAUGUGAAGAUUCUUUGGAUGCUGUUUCUAGAGAUAUCAAUCUUUUGAAGAUUGAUGCCCCUGAGAUCCAUAAUGUUCAAACCCAAAGAGUUAACAAGACUUCCCUUCACAUACGGUCACAACUUGCUGCCGCCAUGCACGACGAAGAUCUGGUAGGUCUUGACGACGAGGUGGAAACUAUUACUCAUCGGCUUACGAGAGGAUCAAAGCAAUUGGAUGUUGUUCCCAUUGUAGGUAUGCCAGGCCUUGGUAAGACCACAUUAGCCCUCAAAGUUUAUAAUGCUCCUUCAGUUAGGUCACAUUUCCAUGUUCAUGGUUGGUGUCGUGUUUCUCAAACGUGUAGCAAACACAGUUUGUUAGUUCAACUUUUGUGUAGUGUUGAUUCUAGGAGUCCAGAUGAAUAUCUUAAGGAGGAUGAAAAUAAUUUGGCUAACAAGCUAAGGCAGGUUUUGCUGAGAAGUAGGUAUCUCCUUUUUUUGGAUGACUUGUGGGACGUUGAGGCAUGGAAUUUGUUGAAAAAAUCACUGCCGAAUGAUGCCAAUGGAAGCAGAAUUCUCUUCACCAGCAGAUACCAGGAUUUAUCUUUGCAUUUCGAACCUAAUAGUGAGCCUCACCAUCUCCGCCAUCUUACUGACGAAGAGAGUUGGACAUUGCUGCAGAGAAAGCUUUUUGGCACGGAAGAUUGUCCUCCAGCACUAAGUGAAGUUGGAUCUCAAAUAGCAAAACUUUGUCAGGGCUUACCCCUCGCAGUUGUCCUUGUUGCUGGAAUUCUUGCUAUUACUGCACAAGAUAGUUGGGAAGAAGUUGCAAAAAGUCUAAGUUCCAUUGUCCUUGAGGAUGCAUACUGCAUGAAGACACUUGAGCUGAGUUAUAGUCAUCUACCAGAUUAUUUGAAGCCAUGCCUUCUGUACUUUGCUGCAUUUAAAGAAGACGAGGUUAUUAAUGUGCGAAGGUUGUUACGGCUUUGGAUCUCUGAAAGAUUCGUGCAACAGGCUGAAGGAAAGAGAGUAGAGGAAGCAGCUUAUGACUACUUCAUGGCUCUAGUUAAUAGAAGUUUAGUUAUGGGUGUCGGACAAAGAACUGUGGGUGGUGCCAAAGCCUGUCUACUUCACGAUUUGGUACAUGAGUUUUGUGUGAAAAAAGCCAAAGAAGAAAGUUUUCUAUAUGCUAUUCAUACUUGGAACCCUCUUGGGCUUACUGGACCAAGCAACCCCCACCGAGUUUGUGUCCGCAAUACCAGAGAAUUGAAGAUUUGGGAGUUAACGCUUAUAUUUCCCAAUUUACGCUCUUUGAUCUUGUUUGGACAAGAUGAUUUUGAACAUGAAGAGGAGGAUUUGGGUAUUUUGUUACCUAAACUUCUCAGAGUGUUGGAUUUCGGGAAUUUGGAGUUUCGUUAUUCUUUCCCAAUGGAAGUAGCAUUGCUUGUUCACUUGAGAUACCUGGCGCUCAAAGGAAUAAGAUACAUCCCAUCUGCGAUAGCCAACCUGUCAAGUUGA
Messenger RNA from Coffea eugenioides, 3048 nucleotides. Its product is annotated as putative late blight resistance protein homolog R1B-12. NCBI's taxonomy places the organism in Eukaryota, Viridiplantae, Streptophyta, Magnoliopsida, Gentianales, Rubiaceae. Gene Ontology annotation, biological process: defense response to other organism. Gene Ontology annotation, molecular function: ADP binding. The coding region runs from base 1 to 3048 and encodes 1015 amino acids. The transcript is spliced from 3 exons. The record is from RefSeq and is a predicted model, not a curated record.